AUGCGACCGGCGACGUGGCUGACCACAGGAGUGUGUGCGGCCUGCUGGGUGCUCGUAGCCAGUCUCGAGCUUCAUUACGGCUUCAGUGACUGCGUGGACAACAAGCGCACGCUCUUCUACUACUCCCCGAGCAAGGGCACGUGUCUCGCCAACUCGACAGGCGAAGUGCUCUCGAAACCGCCGGUUCGUGGACUGCGAUGCGAUAUCCAUUGUGGUCAAGGGUUUUAUCUUGGCGCUAACUUUUCCGGGCCCGAGCCCGUCUCUGGAUGCGAACGAUGUCCUGAGGGAAAGUACUCACUGGGUGGAGGUGCACUGUUCUCUCAACGGACAAACGCGUGGAGUGUACCGCUGUCUGCCGAGUUGCAGAGCGACUGCGUGACUCGAAACAUGUUUACGGGUCGUUGGGAACACAACUGCCAUCCAUGGGCACCCUCGAUCGAUGGUUCGUCCAUCUCGUCAGGAGCCAACUCGAGAGUUAUGGAAAACUUCCAAGGCACGAGAUUGUUCUCAACGCUGCGAAUCAGCGCGACUUUUGUGCGGAACGGCUCCGUCACAUACAAGUAUCGCGUGGAUGCAGAGCCGCCUUAUGACGGCUUGAUAUUCCAGAUCGACGACGCCCGAGGGGCUGAGCUCAUUUCGCAGUCGGAUGGAUGGAAAGAAGCCGUCGUGCCGGUGGCUGCUGGAGCACACACGUUGGUGUGGAACUACAUGAAGGACUACACGGGAGAUGCUGGAGAGGACAAGGCUUACAUCAAAGUAAUUGAACUGGUGGGCACGGCUUGGUCGGACCUGCACUGCCACAGCUGCGGUGGAGACAUGACGAAUAAUGGGGGUUCCCUUUGCGCCUUCUGUGGUCCUAACGAGUAUGCAGCUGCAAAGUCUAACAGCGAGCUGGAUUUUACGUGUAACCCGUGUCCACCGAACAUGUACGCCCCAAAAGGGUCUAUCGGUAUUUCUUCCUGUGUCGAGCAGCGUCCGUGCUCAAUCGACGAUGUAAACGAGACGUAUACUGCUUGCAAGGAUGGCGCACGCAACGUCACUUACGCAUGGAUCGAGCCGCAGACGUGCGAUUUGACACUUCAAAAAAGCAUUGAGCUUCCCCGUCCGCUGAAGGGCGUCGAAUGCGCUAGCUGUGCGCGAGGCUACAAACCUGCACAAGGUGACGAGUGCAGUGCUUGUGCUGCAGGACAAGCAAUGACAGCCAUCGGCGACUGCAAAGCUUGUCCUGCUGGUAUGGUUGUUGUCAACGCACUUGAGUAUGGCGUCGGGACACCAGACGGGUGGAGUUCGUGGCCCCAAAUUAUCGAUGCUGAGCGAGCCCAGCAUGCAGGGUGGAAGCUGUCGAAGAGCGGUGUGCGAUUUGCUCAGCAUACGGAUGACGAAGAAGGCGCCGAGUUUUGGAGUCAGCCGAGCCGUUCGGUGCUGUCGUUCGUGGUGCCCUUCAUACACUCUGGCUCGUUGAAUUUGACUUAUCAAUUGAGCAAUGUUCCCACGUCUGCGAACAGCGAUUCACGUGCGUGGGUUGAGCUGGAAAUCCGCGACGCUGAUGACGGCCUGAUCAAAGUUCGAACGAAAAUAGACCUUUCGACCGCUCAGAGGAGUGGUAAUGACAGCGGCAACAGCAGCAGAACGAAAGAAGAUGAAAGCAUCGUCCACCUGCUACAUGGCAGUGAGAAUGGCACGUUCAACGAAGUCGUUCCCGUCAACGUCACAGGUUUGAUUCGAAAGGAGUUUUCUUUCGUAGUACGAGCCAGCAGUGCUAUGGCAAAGCGCGCAAUCGAGGCAAAAUUAUUGUUUUUGGGAUUCACGGGUACUCAAGAAGGUGCCGGCGUGGACUGCGGUCGAUGUCCGCCAGGGUACGAACCAGCACUUUCGGACGACGGCCAAGAAACAAAAGGCUGUCGUAUUUGUCCUGCUGCAAGCCCGGUGCAAUGGCUUGCGCUGCUCCCCAGCGUAGCAUCGGCGCUCGAUGGUUUACAGGUGACGUACAACCUGUCACUAUUGGAGGCGCUUGUGUGGGGCAACAGGAGCUGGAUCUUGGACGAUACAGUGUAUGGAAAUGCGACCAGCCUGCAGUCGACAAAGCCUGUUGAGUCAACAUUGGCUUUCCAGGUGGACAGCCAAAAUUACUGGUUUCCUGGUAUUUUCCGUCCCCUUGGAAGUAGCUGGUUGCAGCAGGUCCCGGGUCAAAUUGUAGACCAACAAGUGGAUACAAGCAGCGAAGUGGCUUACGUGGUUCUUGCGAGUACGGCGAACCCACGUGAAGCUGGCAACUUAUAUCAGCAAAACAGCCCCGUGUACGGCAACGUCAUGUGCUCGGCUCCAGCACAAUGGAAGCUCAUGAACGGUGGAAGCCACAUCGACAUCUUGCCAUUAGAAUCGGGCGCUGGUGUGAAGGUUUCGUUGACGGGCGGAUCGCCGUGCGGUAAUGGCAAAAUGAUGUCUACGACGUUUAAUUUUGUGUGUGAUCUCCGCAGCGGUACGACAAGCGAACCAGCGUCGGCGUCAAAAGACGACAACGAGUGCAAUUGGAACGUUGUCUGGAAAACUGCGUACGCUUGCCCAAUAUGCGAUGAAGACUACUUUAACGAACUUCGCUCGACUUGCAAUGGUGGUGAGCAGUUGGUAUCGUAUGCUCGCAAGUUAGCGUGUUACGGCGGUUCAAAGUCGGAGAGCACUGACACAAUCUCGGCGUGCACGGAGAGCGCAGUGGUGCUCGACACGACUGCCCUCUACUCAGUUUAUGCAGCGGUCGUUAUUGUGGGAUUUGUGGUUCUACUCCUGAUGAUGGCGAUUCUCAUUGUCCAUCGCAAGUACCGUAACGCAUACAACGAUUAUAUGUACUUGAAGGCGAAAUUGCCAACGGAGGAGAAUACGCAGGAGGAUGGGUCGAAGGAGACCGUAUUUGAGUUCACGCCGAAGUCCAAUGCACUACACAGCUCUCCACUAGGCACUAUGUCGCCUUCUGUUUCGUCUGGUCAGGACGCGUUGAAUCCCGACGCUGAUGAUGACGGAGUUGAACUCAAGCUACGCAGCGCUUAA
Molecule: messenger RNA, 3042 nt
Organism: Hyaloperonospora brassicae
Lineage: Eukaryota; Oomycota; Peronosporomycetes; Peronosporales; Peronosporaceae
Source: the annotation of a GenBank genome assembly